CUACACUAUGCAAACUGUAAACGUGCGCUCUCCUGUGUGGGUUGUCCGAACGCGUAAGAGCGUCUUCAACAUUCAGGGUCACAGGAAGGCCCUCGCGCCUCGAAGACCUUCUCAAUGUGCGGACGAUAUGCGUUAGGCAUUCGUGCCUCGUUUGUUCGAUAUCAGUUGGAGCAACAGGGUCUGCCCGUCGACGAUGCACCUGCGGAUGAAGAAGCUCGCGAAACAUACAACUUCCCUCCCGGUGCCUAUGGCCUCGUAUACCGAGCAGAGGUGCCCGAUAAUGGGGUCGUAGAGGCAGAAGAGCCCGAUGCGAGCGGCGACCGCGACCGCCCUCAGACUCAAGACGAUCAAGAACGUGAACCAGAGGAACAUACUGAUAGCCAGCCUCCAUCGAGCCCAUCGAAGCCAUACAAAUAUGAGAUCAAAGUGAUGAAGUGGGGCCUGAUUCCCUUCUGGACCAAACGAGCGCCCGACUACGGCUCCAUGAUGCGCACCAUUAAUUGUCGCGACGAUUCCUUGAUCGAGAAUAAAGGCAUGUGGAACACCAUGAAGCAGAAGAAGCGUUGCUUGGUCGUCGCACAGGGCUUCUACGAAUGGCUCAAGAAGGGUCCCGGCGGUAAAGAAAAGGUCCCCUACUUUGUCAAGCGAAAGGAUGGCAACUUGAUGUGCUUCGCUGGCCUUUGGGACUGUGUCAAAUAUGAAGAUUCGGGGGAGAAGCUCUACACCUACACCAUCAUCACCACAGACUCGAAUAAGCAGCUGAACUUUCUGCAUGAUCGUAUGCCGGUGAUCCUAGAUCCCAGCACCGAUGAAGUCAAGAUGUGGCUGGAUCCGAAGAGAAAUAAAUGGUCUAGAGAGCUGCAGUCUCUGUUGAAGCCAUUCCAGGGCGAACUUGAAUGUUACCCAGUUGAUCCGGCUGUGGGGAAAGUGGGCAACAACUCUCCCAGCUUUAUUGUGCCGGUUGACAGCAAGGAGAACAAGAAGAAUAUUGCGAAUUUCUUCGGCGGUGCCAACAAGAAGAAGGCCCAGCCCCAGAUGACCCCUGCCAGCACGGAACAACAAGAAACGAGACAAACGAUCGACCAUGACGGAAGCGAGAACAAUGCCCCUUUGCCUGUGCCUGCCGAUGCAGUCGACGAAAAACAAGGACAGAAGCGUUCAGCGCCAGAUGCUCCAGAAGACAGCCCAACAAACAAGCAAGUCAAACUUUCAUCCCCUCCAGCAAAGGAUUCCACUCCUGUCAAGCCCGCCAGUGGCAAAAAGCCCCGAAGUGCGACCAGCAACAAAGACAUGACCCUGAAAACCAGCCCGUCCAAAAAGGCCGAAGCUGGGACACAGAGAAUAACAAAUUUCUUUACUAAGUGAAGCCAUCAUCAACCUCAUUGUAUACAAUCACGACACCCCUAUCGUGCUAUGUCUACGAGUGUAGCAUGUAUUCCUCGGUGGCCAAUUCUUCUCCGCAGUCUACGUGGAUCCACUUGCCCCCGGCGUCCUUUCGUACCGAGCGCAAAUACCGUGCAACAGACUGAGCAGUGCUACGGAUCUCGGCGAAGCGUUCCCGCUCUUUGCUGUAACGAUAAAGUUUCCGCUCGUUCUCGACGUUCCAAGAUGGCUGAUCCGGUUCAGUCGGAAUAUCAUCCAUCGUUGGCGGGACCGGCUUCCAACCCACUUGAAGAAUGAGAGUUUCCAGUCCCCUCCAUCCUGCAUUCCACUCGGGUCCAAGCGAAGACGAAUCUAGGGACGGGCCCCUCCACUGCAGCGCUCCAAACCAAUCCCCGCAACCGGUCAGAUCCAGCCAUUUCAGACAGUACAGCGAUCUGCUCAAUGUGCGAAGUAUCCCUGCCGCUUCCCUCCAGUUGUUGUCGUACGAGUUGUACAUAUCCGAGCCACCAUAUACAACGGGCGGCGAGCCUGGAGUCCUGACAACUGUUCUGGUGGAUGCUGCGUUGGGCGUAAACGUGGGCUGCGGCCAAUAUGCGAGAGAUAGAGAGGUCAACGUUCUCAGUUCGGUAGCCAGCGACAGGAGAGAGGCCCAUGAGGCUGCCCUGGCAUUAGUGGGAGAGAUUGCCAGCGAGAGAUGGUUCAAAUUCUUGAAGUUUGGCAUAAUCCGAGGUCCUGGGCUUAAGCCCAUGUUUUCUACCUCUUCGUUGUCGUCGAUGGCAUCCCAGCUGUCCGGGAUCGGCGAAGACGAGGGGUUCUCAGACUCUCCUCUUGAUUCUGCGGGGGUCGGCGCAGCAGUCUUCUGGAAGAGUUCUUUUUCCAGUUGUCUGAACGUGGUCCAUGUCCCUAAUCCAUUGCUGAGGUCCAAGCGAUGCACUUCAUCGCGGUCGUCCUGUUCUCCCGCGUCCAGGAACAACGGUUGAAGGGGAUUGAUGGGGACAUCGUUAUACACCGCAAGAUAGCUCAAUAAAGUCUCUUUCAGCGUCGUAGGUAGGAGCCCUAGAUAGUCGUAGUCAUGUUCCGCAUGCCAGGCCCAGUUGGUUGCAAUCUUCCUCAACACCAUGUGCUGGAGUGAGUCAUCCGGUGGGAAGACACCGUCCGGUAGAUUACUUGUUCGGAGCUGAAGUCGACGGUUGUUGCCAUCAGCGUCCGAAGAGCUCACCGACUUGGGUGCAUGGAUACUGUCUGUCAACCAACUGCGCGGCGGCGGAGGCCCUGGGAUUCGGCGCAGACGACUCGGUCCGCUAAAUCUUGUGCCCAGCCUGGGUGCCGGCGGCGGAGGGGCCGGGAGGUCAAGGACUUCUCUUACAGCAGGAGGGAUGGAUGAGGCAUUCGUUACAGGAGGGGGGCGUGAAUCGUUUCUCAGCUGAAGGCGUCGCGACUCGCGAAUGAGAUCGUUGACUGAGGGCUGUGCCGCUGCAUUCUGGGCUCGAGUCCCGGACGACUUGGACAGUGACAAGGUAUGUGGAGUGCUGGAUUGAGGCUUGGUCAAGAG
Messenger RNA from Exophiala dermatitidis NIH/UT8656, 2935 nucleotides. RefSeq lists its product as uncharacterized. The transcript has 2 exons. Gene Ontology annotation, biological process: DNA damage response. The coding region runs from base 115 to 1365 and encodes 416 amino acids. NCBI's taxonomy places the organism in Eukaryota, Fungi, Ascomycota, Eurotiomycetes, Chaetothyriales, Herpotrichiellaceae. The record is from RefSeq and is a predicted model, not a curated record. Gene Ontology annotation, molecular function: single-stranded DNA binding.